UCCUUGUCCCAACAACUAGUCCUAGCCGGUGCAACAAUUACAUCGUAAAAAGCAUCAAUGGCAAUCGAAACUCUAGUAUUAGGUGCUGGUCAAGAGGUUGGAAAAAGCUGCGUUGUAGUAAACAUCAAUGGAAAAAGAAUCAUGUUCGAUUGUGGAAUGCAUAUGGGUUACACUGAUCAUCGUCGUUUCCCUGAUUUCUCUCUUAUUUCACCUUCUGGCAAUUUCAAUGAUGCUCUCUCAUGCAUCAUCAUCACUCAUUUUCACUUGGAUCAUGUUGGAGCGUUGGUUUACUUCACUGAAGUUUGUGGGUAUCGUGGACCAGUUUACAUGACGUACCCAACAAAAGCUUUGUCUCCUUUGAUGUUGGAAGACUUUCGGAAGAUGGUUGAUCGUCGGGGUGAGGAAGAACAAUUUACUUCUGAACAUAUUGCUGAGUGCAUGAAGAAAGUUAUUGCUGUAGAUCUAAAGCAGACUGUGCAAGUAGAUGAAGAUCUGCAGAUACGUGCAUAUUAUGCUGGACAUGUUAUUGGAGCUGCGAUGUUCUAUGUAAAAGUGGGAGAUGCAGAAAUGGUUUAUACAGGAGACUACAAUAUGACACCAGAUAGACACCUAGGAGCAGCCCAAAUUGAUCGACUACGACUUGACCUUCUUAUAACUGAAUCCACAUAUGCAACUACGAUACGUGAUUCGAAAUAUGCUCGAGAGAGGGAAUUCCUCAAAGCUGUUCAUAAAUGUGUUUCUGGUGGAGGAAAGGUUCUUAUUCCAACAUUUGCUCUCGGAAGAGCUCAGGAACUAUGCAUUUUGUUGGAUGACUACUGGGAACGAAUGAAUUUGAAGGUUCCUAUCUACUUCUCAUCAGGAUUAACUAUUCAAGCUAAUAUGUAUUACAAGAUGCUUAUUAGUUGGACAAGCCAGAAGAUUAAAGAUACAUACUCCACACACAGUGCAUUUGAUUUUAAGAAUGUUCACAAAUUUGAUAAGUCUAUUAUAGAUGCUCCGGGUCCUUGUGUUCUCUUUGCCACUCCUGGGAUGAUAAGGGGUGGAUUGUCACUCGAAGUGUUUAAGCAUUGGGCACCAUCAGAAAAGAAUCUUGUCACUCUGCCUGGGUAUUGUGUGGUAGGAACUGUAGGACAUAAAUUAACAUCGGGUAAGCCCACCAAAAUUGAUACAGAUCCCGAUACACAGAUUGACGUGCGUUGCCAGAUUCAUCAGUUGGCUUUUAGUCCUCACACCGAUUCUAAAGGGAUAAUGGAUCUUGUAAAAUUUCUCUCCCCAAAGCAUGUUAUGCUAGUGCACGGUGAGAAGCCUAAGAUGGCUUCUCUAAAAGAAAGAAUUCAUUCUGAAUUGGGGAUUCCAUGUUAUACUCCUGCAAACAAUGAAACCGUAUCCAUUCCUUCAACUCACUACGUAAAUGCAGAAGCCUCUGACACUUUCAUCCGAAACUGCUUGAACCCGAACUUCACGUUUCAGAAAUGCAAUUCAGUGGACACAUGUAACUCUACUCUGAUAGACAGAAACUUAACGCCUGAACUUCAAGUCGAAGAUGAAAGAGUAGUAGAUGGGGUUUUGGUCAUGGAGAAUAACAAAAAGGCAAAGAUUGUACAACGAGAUGAGCUUUUGCUAAUGUUGGACGAAAAGAAGCACGAGGUUUAGUUUACAUGUUGGUGAAUGGCUGUGAUUCCAUAGAUUGCUUAUCUAACUAGAGCUCUUGGAUUAUGUUCUUACAUUGAAAGUUUUGUGGUGACUGAUCUGGAGAGAACAAUCAAAAUUUUGGGAGAAUCUCUCAAAGUAUAAUCAAAACAUUAUAUUACUUCUGCAUUUGGCCUCUGAAUCAUGCAUAUGAAACAACAGAACACCAGAUGGAAAGAGAAUCAGUUACACAGAAUGAACAGCAUGAUUUGGCCCUAACAAGAUUCAGAAACUAUGCUCAUUAGUUAGGCUCCAAUUUUUAUGAUGGGGAAAGGAAAUGUGUUAUAAAUAGACAAUUUUCUAGUUUUAUAUGAUAUUUGUAGUUAUUAUUUUUAGAUAUUUAAUUGCAGUAAGUCGAGAGUUAUUGAUAGGAGUUGUGCUGUUUUUCAAUGAACCGUACAAUAUUUAAUCUUAAUUUUAUUUUU
Trifolium pratense (red clover) is the source of this 2114-nucleotide messenger RNA. RefSeq names its product cleavage and polyadenylation specificity factor subunit 3-II. The coding region runs from base 58 to 1653 and encodes 531 amino acids. The record is from RefSeq and is a predicted model, not a curated record. The transcript is spliced from 13 exons. NCBI's taxonomy places the organism in Eukaryota, Viridiplantae, Streptophyta, Magnoliopsida, Fabales, Fabaceae. Gene Ontology annotation, cellular component: nucleus. Gene Ontology annotation, biological process: snRNA processing.